Galendromus occidentalis (western predatory mite) is the source of this 2438-nucleotide messenger RNA. RefSeq lists its product as uncharacterized. The record is from RefSeq and is a predicted model, not a curated record. Bases 140 to 1912 code for a protein of 590 amino acids. Gene Ontology annotation, molecular function: protein binding. The transcript has 6 exons. NCBI's taxonomy places the organism in Eukaryota, Metazoa, Arthropoda, Arachnida, Mesostigmata, Phytoseiidae.
UCGUUGAGCUCUGAAUUGAAAGAGUACGUGUCUAAACGGUCAACGCUCGCGAGUUCCGAUUCGCGGUCAGGAGCGAGUGACAGAUAUUCGAAGUGUUCUUCUCAGAGACAGUGCUUCUCAUCCGAGACCCGCAGUGAGCAUGGGAAUUUUCGACUUGGAAGAUUGGAGAUCCCUCUGGAAUCUGAACAAGCCGCCCAAAUCCUUCCGAAGUCAGUACAGUAACUUCUCCGUGAACUCGACGCUGAAUCGGAGCUAUGGCGACCUUUCCACAAGUCAGCGGAGAUACAUGGCCAGGAAGAACAACGAUGAAGUCGAUGCGCGUUCCUUCCUAUCCUUGGAACGACAACUUUCGAAAGCAAGUGGAAAACGCGGCGGAUCCCUUCCGCCCCCAUCCGGUCGACGGGCUCUGAGUGCCGCCAAUACACGAGUCCACAACGCCAACGGAAUGGUGGAGCCGACUCGGCAGCCGGAAAAUUUCCGAACGGCACCCACCACGAAUGAACUGCCUGCGAAGCCACCACUGAAUGACAGCGAUAGCUCUCCGGAAUCGAAGGGCUCCGCGAGGGUGAGCAGGCAGAAUCAACCGGUACUCCAGCGUCCGACCAGCAAGAUCGCUUUGAGUGGUGAUUCGUCGUGGAUAAAACCGCGGAAGGAUCUGGACUCCUCCUUCGAGCUCGUCGACAACGACAAGAACGAUCUUGGAGCGCAACGGCAAAAUCAUCUUGCGAAAGAACCAGUGAAGAAUUGGGAAAAACAAUUGAAUCGCAAGUCCAACGAGAAUCUGGGCAAUCGGUACGGGAAUGCGGCACGAUCCAGUGCACGGAACUUGUUGGCCGACGAGUCCGACGAGCAACCUACGACGUUCAUCGAGGCUCGUCGUAAAUUCCAGCAGCUCGCUCAAGCCAGUCAUGAACGACACGCUCAAGCGUACAGCGAGCCGUUGCGUGUGAAAUUCAAUUCCCAGCAGAACAUACCGAGCGGCGACAGAGCGCAAAUGAAACAAUAUCAAUCGGCGGCGGGCUUGGACGUCUAUGAUUACCCGAGAAAAAACGCGGACAUCCAGAAACGCGACAGUCUCUACAACAGAGCCAACAGCUCGGGUCUUCCGGAGCCUGUGCGUAGCAGCAGUUCGUACGACGCCAGACCCGCGCGAGUCGAGCCGGCGAGCCUUCCAGCCGCCCGUCGCAACAUCGCUCUGCUCGGACUGAGCUCCGAUAAGUCCGAAACCGAGGUGGCUGACGCGGUCGUGACAUCGACACCUCGCUCUUCGACGAGGAAAUCCAAGUCGCGCGAAAAUCUCCUCGAUCCUGACUGGGAUACGCUAGAUAUCGUCUUGAAAAGAUCCAAGAAGAGAUCCGAAGAACUCGGUUUCGUGAUUCGCGGAGGACUCGGCGAAGAAGUUCGGUCCGGGGAUGCUCAGAUAUACGUGUCACAGAUCAUUCCUGGAGAACUCGCGGCUCUCGAUGGAAAGCUCCGGGUUGGAGAUAUUAUCGUUGCUGUUAAUGGACACGACAUGAGAUCCAUGUCGCACAAGGCAGCCACCCGUUUGCUGAAUUUAUCCGGAAGCAUGGUUCGACUGACGGUGAAACGAUUCGUCGGCAAAAUUCACAUCAUGCAGCUGGUUCUCGAAAAGAACGGGCAACCGCUAGGUCUCACUGUGACGGGGGGUGUCGGCAAUGAAGUCCCCGGUGGAGGUACCGCAAUCUACGUCAAGAACAUCAAUCCGAACGGCGUAGCAUAUCGCGUCGGGGGGAUCGAGGUCGGCGAUCAGAUACAAAAAGUUAAUAACACCGUCUUGACGGACGCUUCUCAUCAUUUCGCCACGGAGUGCCUGCGGAACGCGGAAGAUCCCGUAGCUCUCGUCAUAGCCAAAACCGGCAGAAUAAAUCCCAUGCUAUUCAUUGAGCAAUGAACUUCGGACAGAAUUUGCCUGGGUCGCGCAGCAAACGCUCAUCUGCGCAUAACGGCGAGCUGAGUCAGCAAACGUAACUGGAUCGUUCGGUCGAAGAUGGCGCUGACUGAGAAUGCUCGUCGGCUCAGAGGGCCAUUCCAUACUGUUAUUCGCUUUUCGGAAUCGAGAGGAAGAUCCCUAUACACUAGAGAGAUCGGAGUGUCCCAUAAAUCAUGAGAUUCGGGCGCCAACUCUCGUAUAAGAAUAUUUCUAAAAUUCAUGCGAGCUCAGACCGUCCUCGGCCUCUUCAGCCCAGGAGGCUGUGAUGGGAAAGCCUCAUUAUCAUUAUUUCUCAUUAUCGCUUCUAUAAUGGCCGAAAGCUCCCGAGCCCCCCGGGGGGAUAAUUUCAUGACUCGAGGAUUCGAGUAGAGAGCGACACCCCGAUAUUCUUCAUUGAUUCUGGAAGGUCCAUCGCUAUCCGAGGUGUGCAUGGACUAGAUCAGGAGACCGUCGGAAAUAUUCGGCUCAUGAGGAAGGUAUGCGUUGA